Molecule: messenger RNA, 2045 nt
Organism: Eruca vesicaria subsp. sativa (arugula)
Lineage: Eukaryota; Viridiplantae; Streptophyta; Magnoliopsida; Brassicales; Brassicaceae
Source: the annotation of a GenBank genome assembly
UCUCCAAUAAAACUAAAACUACUUAAGGUAUCAAACGCUUAUCAGAGUUCUCAUAAAAGUAUAUCAAGAGAUAGAAAGAGAGGGUGAUGAAUAGAGGUGCGUUGGAGAGUUCACCGGUUCAACAGCUGAUGACGGCCGGAAACCCUGAUUGGUGGAACGUAAGCGGUGGCAUGAGGCCACCACCACCACUGAUGGGUCAUCAAAAAGGGCCGCUGCCGCCACAAAUGACUCCUAACAACACUUUCCGACCACGGAUGAUGCCUACUCUCUUGCCACACUUUUUGCCAUAUCCGGCGACUUCUUCUUCACCUUCUUUGCCUAAUAACCCUAAUAUAUCUUCUUGGCUUGAAAGCAAUGAUCUCCCUCCUGAGUCUUGGAGCCUUAGCCAACUUCUCAUGGGUGGAGUGAUGAUGGGAGAGGAAAAGAGAUUGGAGAUACUGAACCAUCAUAAUCAUCAUGAUGAACAACAGCACCAUAGUUUUCAAGGGAAGAUGGGAUUAGAAAAUUGGGAAGAGCAAGUCCUACGCCAACAACAAGCUUCCAUGGGAGUUGUUGACAUUAAACAAGAGAGUAACAUUAACAACAAUAAUGGUUAUCUCAUAUCUUCUCCAAACUCACCUCCUAACAAGUCUUGUGUCACAACCACAACCACAACCACAACAAGCCUCAAUAGCAACGACGAUACCAACAAUAACAAUAAUAUGUUGGAUUUCUCGAGCAAUCACAAUGGUUUAAAUUUGUCUGAGGGUAGACACACUCCUCCGAAUAGAUCCUCUGAGUGUAACAGCUUAGAGAUUGGCGGCUCUACAAAUAAGAAGCCAAGGCUUCAACCUUCUCCUUCUUCACAGUCCACCCUCAAGGUGAGAAAGGAGAAAUUAGGAGGCCGGAUCGCAGUGCUUCAUCAGCUAGUAUCUCCUUUUGGAAAGACUGACACAGCUUCUGUCCUGUCGGAAGCUAUUGGAUACAUUAGAUUCCUUCAGAGUCAAAUUGAGGCUCUGAGUCAUCCAUACUUUAGUACAACUGCCUCGGGGAAUAUGAGGAACCAACAACAUUUGCAAGGAGACAGAAAUUGCUUAUUUCCGGAGGACCCUGGUCAGCUCGUCAAUGAUCAAUGCGUGAAGAGAAGAGGAGCCUCGUCUUUGUCUACAGAGAAUCAGAAUGCAAAUGAAGAACCUAAGAAAGAUUUAAGAAGUCGAGGUUUAUGUCUUGUUCCAAUCUCCUGCACAUUCCAAGUCGGCAGCGACAACGGCGCCGACUAUUGGGCUCCGACACUCGGUUCCACCGGUUUCCACUGAACCAAUGAAUUUACGCCACGUGGGAUUCCAACCUUAGAGAAAAUGAUAUAACAUCACGAGCAGUCAGUCUAAUGAGAAACCAACAAAUGAGUUUACAAGACUGAUUGCUCAUGAUGCUAUACAAAGAACUUUGCUAGAGAAUUUGCGUUUGGCGUUUCAUCGUUUUUAUGUAAUCAGAUGAUCAAGCAGUCCUUUAGGAAACUGUGUGUUAAUGUUUUUACUGGUUCACUGUAAUCUGUGGUUAAGUAUUUGAAGCAAAGCGAACAUAAACUUGUUUACAAAGGUUUGUGAGAUCAAAAAGUUCGGCCCCAGCCCACAAAAAGCCCAAAUUGUGAAGGUGGUCAACGGUUUAACUACAUCUGAAACCCUCUUCAUCCACUGCAAAUCCAAAGAAGACGAUUUAGGCGAACAUAAUCUGCGUCUUGGAGAUAGGUUUUCUUGGAAUUUUGGAGAAAAUACUCAACUUUGUUUUGGUGCUACUUGAGUAAAGAUGAUGGUCACAGACUCGCAUGAAUGUAAAAAGUCUUUUGGGAUGAUGUAAUUUUAUUCCAUAGAUGCGGUUGGAAGAAGUGCGUUUGGACUGCUAAAACUGAUAGGGCUUUAUCUUUGGAACUUUGCCAAUGGUCAAGAUAUGUUGUUGGAGAAAUGGGAAGCUGGAUGGUGAUUUUUUUCAUAUGUUUUAUAGACAAUAAAACUCACUGUUCUUUUAGUACUUUUCCAUCAAUAAUAAAUUUAUGUUUUUUAAAAGGA